ACGUUUUCCCCUUUCCUUCUAGUUCAUUCCAGAGCAGAGAGGGAGAAGCUUUGGGUUUUUCUGGGCUUUUUGUUUUCAUCUCCUUGCAGCUGGACCGUUGCUAGCGUCUUGCCGGACGGAAGUUUUCUCUGUAGGGAUAUCCUUUUCUUUUUAUUUUUUUUAAAAAAAAGCAAAAACAAACAAACAGAAAACAGUGCAGCUGCAUUCAGACUGUCUGCAUUUGAACCCAUGCUUCUGGAGCAAGUUUAACUCGGAGAGGAACAGCAGCAGGGGUACUACUCGUGCCUUUCCUCCGGCUACUUCUGUCAAGACGGAUUUAUGACUUGAAAAGGGAGGCGGGAGCGGAGGGAGGAAAAUUGCUUUCAGGAGCCAGAGACUCCACCACAGCCUAGCAAAACACACAUAAGGAGGCAGUGGGAUCUCAAGGCGUGAGCAGCACAGAAGUGGCACGCUGGGAUCUGGUGGAUCCUUGUGCGUAAUAUGAUUGAUCGUAAGCCUUUCAUCUGCCUUCACAGCGCCAAACUUUUGGAUUUAAGGUAGUUUGCCCUGGACCAGAUUUUGAUAUGUUGGCCAAGACUCUGCUUUCUCUCGGUCUCUGGCUGCAGUUUGCUGCGGGACACAACACACCUAAGGAAGGUCCACACCCCUCUGAUUCAGAGGGGGACCUCCUCUUCUUGCUGGACAGCUCUGGUAGUGUCUCCUACUAUGAGUUUUCCAGAGUCAAAGAAUUCAUAUGGGACCUCAUUCGACCUUUCACCUUCGGCCCCAAUGAUGUCCAGACCAGCAUCAUCCACAUCAGCACCACACCAACCAUGGAAUUCCCUUUUGACCGGUACCUGUCCAGUGGGACUGUGCAACAAGCCAUCCGGGAUACUCAGCAGCUGAUGGGUGACACUAACACAGGCAAAGCACUUUCCUAUGCCAAGGAAAAGUUUUUCAGUGAUGAAGCUGGUGCCCGGCCAGAUGUGCCUAAGGUACUGGUUUGGGUGACAGAUGGUUUCUCCACGGAUGACAUCUCUGAACCCAUGCAGCUCCUGAAGGACAUGGGAGUAACAGUCUUCAUCGUCAGCACUGGACGGGGGAAUUAUUUGGAGCUUUCGGCUGCUGCCAGCCAACCUCCUGAGAAGCACCUGCACUUUGUGGAUGUUGAUGACCUGCCCAUCAUCACAAAGGAGCUUCGAGAUGCUAUUCUAGAUGCUAUCCAAGCAAAUCGGUUACGUGCAAUGGAUAUCACCUCGAGCAGCUUCCGUCUGAUGUGGCCCAAACUCCUCUCCCAAGAAACUGGUUACUACACCCUAGAGUAUGUGCCAAUAGAUGAUCCAGCAAGAAAGAGGACAAAGCAAGUAUCUGGGGCUCACACUAACCUCAUGCUGAGCAACCUUGCACCGGAAACCACUUACCAGGUGGCGCUCAUUCCUGAAUCCAACGUGCACUACAUUCCUCCUCAGACAACAAGGGUUACAACACUGGCAGAGGAAAUCAGUCCAGCUCAGGUUCUCAUCUCUGAGUCCAAGCCACACAGUUUCCAUGUUAGCUGGGCUCCCACGCCGGACAGUGUGAUCGGUUAUCAGAUCCUGUAUGGGCCACUCCCUGGGGACUCAGUGAAGCUGCUGGAGGUGGAUAGCAAGCGCAACAGCACUGUGGUGGAGAACCUGGCACCCAAUACAACCUAUCUAGUGACAGUGACUGCCAUCUACAAAUCAGGAAAGGAGAAAUCCCUGUCAGCUAAAGCAUGCACACAGGAAGAGGGCUCCAAGGUGAGGCGCCUUCGCUUUGAGAACAUGGGUCCCAACACCCUGAAAGCCUCCUGGGACUCUGCUGAUGGGAAGGUCCUUGGUUACCGAGUUAGGUGCCGGCGACAAACUGGCCCCUCAUCUCUCAUCAGCGUUUCACCACAGAUCCACAGCGUGCUCCUCGCAGAUCUGGUUUCAGGCACCACUAACAAAGUGUGUGUGAAGCCAAUGUACAAGAACCAGCCAGGCAAAGGGCUAUGCCGCAUGGUACACAUGCAGCCAGCUACAGAAGCCCAAGGAUAUAAGCACAGACAGAGAGCAUGACAGGCACUGGAGUGAACUGAUCCCCCACAGAGGAAGGGAAAAGCUUGGACAAGAUAGAGGGUUCUGAGAGGAAGCCAGAAACCUCACAGAUCAUCUCCCAGCCUUCACUGUGCCUUGAGCUGUAUCAACUGUUGAUGGUUGUCAAGCGUAAACACUAUCCUUAGCCAGGUUCUCCCAAAGCUUAAAGGUUUAGCUUGGCUGCAUUGAACAAGCAACCUGACUGAUAGAUCCCAAAUCUGUACCCUCUGUUAUGUAACGAUGCCUGACAAAUAGCAAAGAAAGCUGUUGUUUGCUUGCUUGCUGUUCUCUAUUUAUCAAAUGUUGAUACAAUUUUAUUUUUCAGCCUAGGAGCAUGUUCAAGAUCCAACAGUUUACUGCACUACUGUUUUAUUCUGGGGACCUGCGCUCAGUGAAAGAAUACAAGUAGCCAAAUCCACUUCUACUGUCAAUAACCACCAAAACUGAUGUACUCUACAAAAAGCAGCUUUCUUCCAGCUCACCAGUAUACUCCACAGGUAGCUCAAAUUAGCCAUCCCAGAAGUAUAGCCAUUUCAGGAAUGGAAUGAAAAAGCAUUAGGAGAAAGAAUAGCAAAAUACAAAAAUGUACAGUACAUGGAGAUCUAGCCUAAGGCACUGAGACUUCUGAGAAGAGGAAGAAAAGAGGCCAGAAUAUGGGGGUAACAUCUUGCUUCUUAUAAACUGCAAGGACAGUAUUGUGUUCCCAGGUGGUCUGCAUUUUAUGGCAGAGCUUGGUCAGCAUCCUCUGAGUAGGGUUACACCAGGCUGGGGCUGAUGAGCAUCAGCAGAAUCUAGGAGGUAAGUUUAUACUGUGCCUGCCCUAUGUAUUUUUGAGGCUCAUCCAUACUGCUCCACUCUCUCUCUCUGAUACAACGACAUGCAGAUCCCUGCUGGACUUUGAAGUAUCCAGAUCCUCCAAGUCAUUUGCCUUGGGUUUUGGUGUCAGUCUGAGAGAACGGACAACUCAAAACAGCUAGGAAGCCACCUCCAUAGCUGGUGUUACUAUACUCUAAAGCUCUCAGCCCUCAGCUGAGUUCAGGAACAUCAGUGAAACACAGAAAGCCAGGCAUCAAUGCCAUUUAAAACAGCUAUUUUUGUUUCUCUUUUAAACAUACAUCUCCAAACUGUAAUACUGCCUGGAUCAUGACUACUGAACUAUGCUGGCAUACCUACAAACAUUUUCACUGAGGCAGGAAUGAGUCCUGCUAUCAGAGCAGUUAUAUAGAGACUUAAUUAGGCUGUUCUAUGACUAAUUAUGAAUCACCUGUGUCCAGUACUAUCAUUCCAGGCUCUAUGCUCCACACUUUGAAGACAUGUCAUAUAUCUUUAAGUAGCUGUCUUGUCCUGGGCUCCUACCUUGCCCUAAGCUUGAGUUACAUUUAAAAAUGAGGUUUUUAUGGUGAAAGUAAAUCUGAUUCCUUCCCUUUGCUCCUAGGCUUGAAUUUGCUGUCAGAAGGCUACCCUUCAGAAAGGGGAGGUGAAAAAAAGAGGGUUAUUUUGCUACCUAGUGAUGAAGCCAUUUUAGAAGCACAGUUCCAAAAUUCAGGGCUUAGGGCUGUGAGGCAAAGUAGAUACUUCUAUGGUAACUAAAAGCAGCAUCAGUUGACAUAUACUCCCUCAGUAACGCUUGCUCUACUUUAAGUUUUUUGCUUAUUUGUCCUACAUGUGGAACACGUUUUUUUUAAAGCUGUGCUGCAUGUUUGGAGAACCUUCAUGCAACAUCACUCCAUCCUGCAAACCCUCCAUAACUCUGCUUAUGGGCUCUUUAAAUCAGUUCCUUUUGGAACCAAGAAGUACUUUGUCACCGACCUUGUCUCCCCUCUGCUAAACUUGACCUAUCUAGAUUUACAGAGUACUUGCCUUGUGCUGUCUCCUUGUGCAGGCAGAUGGGAUGGGAGGGAGGUGAGUCACCCAUUAACUAAAUAAGGAGAUUUCAUAUGAUUUAUGUUCUCUUUUGGAAUGUGGCUUGGAGCCUGAUCAAUCUGGAGACUCUGCUGAGAGAAAGAUACAGCCUCUGGAAUCUCCCAUGAUCUCAAGAUCAUCUUGUUCAUCUUGCUAUAGGACAGAGAUUAUUUAAUUUUGCAAAACUCCCUGCAUAGUUUACUAAAUCCUUAACAUUCCCUCCUCUUCCACAUUGUAAUGCAUCCUUUUGAAAACACCCCAUUAAAUAUACAAUAUGAGUUAUUGA
Messenger RNA from Rhea pennata, 4263 nucleotides. It is a transcript of the gene VWA1, whose product is annotated as von Willebrand factor A domain containing 1. Lineage: Eukaryota; Metazoa; Chordata; Aves; Rheiformes; Rheidae. Gene Ontology annotation, molecular function: protein binding. The transcript has 6 exons. The coding region runs from base 564 to 2057 and encodes 497 amino acids. The record is from RefSeq and is a predicted model, not a curated record.